Messenger RNA from Parasteatoda tepidariorum (common house spider), 1290 nucleotides. Its product is annotated as abasic site processing protein HMCES. Gene Ontology annotation, molecular function: single-stranded DNA binding. NCBI's taxonomy places the organism in Eukaryota, Metazoa, Arthropoda, Arachnida, Araneae, Theridiidae. The record is from RefSeq and is a predicted model, not a curated record. Gene Ontology annotation, biological process: protein-DNA covalent cross-linking repair.
UCUCUUUAUUAGAUCAAACUGGAAUAGAAAAUUGCAUAUGAUAUUUUUGAAUCAAUUUUAUUGAUACACAAAGCUAGCCUUUCUUUAAUAUACAUUGCUAAUUUUAUUCAGCAGUUAAUCAUUCGUUUUUACUUAUGUUGUAUAAAUCAAAUCUGGCAUUAAUAUCUUUAUUAGCGCCAAAAAGAAUCGUCUGCUUAUUUUAAGACAAUAACAUUUAACAGUAUUUCAUUUAUUUUCUUUUUGUAUUACGUUUUAUUAGCUGUUUGCAAUCACAUAAAUGCUCUUAUUUAAUUAUGUGUGGGAGGACUGCAUGCUCUCUGGAUAAAUGUGGGAUUCAGCGAGCUACUCGUCGUUAUUCUAAUAACAAUACUGAUCUGAAGUGGGUUGAAAAAUAUGAUUGGCAAAACUAUCAACCCAGCCAUAAUCUUGCUCCUAGCCAAGUAUCACCAGUUAUUGUAAAUAAAUCUGUGUUUGAACCUAAAGAAAGAGCAGAUUUCGUUAUAACUCCAAUGAGAUGGGGAUUCAUUCCAUCUUGGUACAGAGGCUCACUGGAGAGUUUUUCUUUGAAAACCAAUAAUUGUCGCAUUGAAGGCAUGCUAGAAAAACCGACCUAUAGAGGAGCUGUUACAGCUGCUCAGCGAUGUGUUAUUCUGGCUGAAGGGUUUUAUGAAUGGAAAGCAAUAAACAGCAAACAAAAACAACCAUAUUUCAUUCAUUUUCCUCAAGAGAAUAGUCCUGAUGUGUUUUCCCAAGACUUUACUGAUAAUAACGUUAAGGAAAUAAGCUAUCCCCACCUUCUAACAAUGGCUGGACUAUUUGAUAUGUGGAAAUCUUCUAAUAAUGAAGUUAUUUACAGUUAUUCCGUAAUUACUAUGGAUUCUUCAAAGACAGUUGCAUUUGUUCAUGAAAGAAUGCCAGCAGUUUUGACUGGGAAGGAUGAAGUUUCCAUGUGGUUGGAUACAAAUAGAGUUGCUACUAAAGAUGCUAUUUCUAUUUUGAAGCCAGUAGAGGAUUUGCAUAUGUAUCCAGUUUCAACUCUUGUUAAUUAUUCAAAAAAUAAUUCAGUUGAAUGUCUCAAACCAUUUAGAGAAUCUGAAAAGAAAUCAAAUCCUGUAAAACAUACAGCUCUCACUGCAUGGCUGAAGAAAGGAUCUUCAAAUGACAUGCCUGCUAAACGAUUUAAACCAGAUCCAUGAUGAACAUUCUAUUGAUUUAUAUUUCAGUGUGAAACACUUAUUUGUAAAUAUUUGUAUAUAUUAUACUUUAAUAAAACACUCUUUAUUUUAUGUU